Messenger RNA from Fusarium coffeatum, 2844 nucleotides. RefSeq lists its product as uncharacterized. The record is from RefSeq and is a predicted model, not a curated record. Gene Ontology annotation, molecular function: isoleucine-tRNA ligase activity; ATP binding; aminoacyl-tRNA deacylase activity. The transcript has 3 exons. Lineage: Eukaryota; Fungi; Ascomycota; Sordariomycetes; Hypocreales; Nectriaceae. Gene Ontology annotation, biological process: isoleucyl-tRNA aminoacylation. Gene Ontology annotation, cellular component: cytosol. Bases 1 to 2844 code for a protein of 947 amino acids.
AUGCUCAAAUCUUGGAAGUCGACCCUGAGACUACCUCGGUCGAGUUUCCCUGCUCGACCGAACCCCAAGCUCGCACCAGAGUAUCUUCGACAAUGUACCGAUGACCUGUAUGAAUGGCAAGGGGAGAAUCGCCCGGAAGAAAAGCCAUUCACACUUCAUGAUGGUCCUCCGUAUGCCAACGGCAACCUUCAUGUUGGCCACGCCCUGAACAAGGUGCUCAAAGAUAUGACUGUGCGUGUAAAGGUGCAGCAAGGCCGGAAAGUGACAUACCGACCAGGCUGGGACUGUCAUGGACUUCCAAUCGAGAUGAAGGCAUUGGGAACAAGCGCUACUAAGGGCUUGACUCCUGUACAGAUCCGGGAUACAGCGCGGAAGUUAGCUUCCAAGACAGUCAAGGAUCAGAUGAAGGGAUUCCAGGCACUUGCUGUCAUGUCUGAUUGGGAAAAGAGAUGGACAACGAUGGACCGAGAUUUUGAGAUCAGGCAACUGCGUGUCUUUCAGAAUCUGGUACGUCGAGGUUUGAUUUACCGUAAGCACAAGCCGGUCUACUGGUCAGCUUCAUCGAGGACAGCGCUCGCUGAGGCAGAGUUGGAAUACCGAGACGACCAUGUCUCGAAAGCUGCAUAUAUCAGGUUCCCAAUUGUUUCCGACUUGUCCUCGAUACCUGAACUGGCCAAUUUUAACGGCAAGCUAUAUGCAGCUAUUUGGACAACAACGCCCUGGACUCUCCCAGCCAACCGCGCUAUUGCCAUCCACAACGACAUCUACUACUCCUUGAUCCAAGUUGGCUCGGAUGGUUACCUUGUUGCGUCAGAUCGAGUGGAGGCUAUGAGGGAUAUGCUCCCAGACCUCCAAGUCGUGACUGACUCCAUUCAUGGUUCCAGCUUGAAGGGUCUCGAGUACCAGAACCGACUACGAGGCAAAUCUGCCCCAUCUCAACCCAUUAUUGAGGCCGAUUUUGUCACUGCUGACUCUGGUACUGGUCUUGUUCACAUUGCCCCAGGACAUGGACAGGAUGAUUAUGAAGCUUGCUCCAAACUUGGCAUUGAGGCAUUCGCUCCUAUCGAUGACGGCGGUUUCUUCACCAAAGAGGCCUACCCCGAUGAUCCUGAGAAGCUCACAUCCGCACCCUCCAUCUUGGAUGGCGGGAGCCAAUCUGUCCUGGACUUGGUAAAUGACGAUGUGCUUGGAACCCAUAAGCUGCGCCACAAAUACCCUUAUGACUGGCGAACGAAGCGGCCUGUUGUGACUCGUGCUACGGCCCAAUGGUUUGCUGAUGUCGGAAGCAUCAAGGAGGAUGCUCUUGCGGCUUUGAAGGACGUCCGCUUUGUGCCGGAAGGUGGUCGUGUUCGUCUCGAGAGCUUUGUCAAGGGUCGCAGCGAGUGGUGUAUAUCGCGCCAACGCUCAUGGGGUGUUCCCAUCCCAGCGCUGUACGAUGAGAGCGGCAAUGCUGUGAUGACAGUAGAGACCAUCGAGCAUAUCAUCUCAGUUAUGCAGGAGCGUACUUCAUCUGCUUGGUUCUCCGAUAGCCCAGAUGACCCUGCUUGGAUUCCUUCCAACCUCGAGGGCAAGUACCGCCGAGGUACUGAUACUAUGGAUGUUUGGUUCGACAGCGGCAGCUCUUGGACGGAGACUGAGGGGCCAGCCGAUGUUUACCUUGAAGGAUCUGACCAGCAUCGUGGUUGGUUCCAAUCCAGCUUGUUAACUUAUGUCGCAACACAAAAGUCAAAGGAGACUACCAACAAGAUCUCUGCCCCUUUCAAGACUUUGGUCACGCACGGCUUUACCCUAGAUGGCCAAGGCAAGAAAAUGUCAAAGUCACUGGGCAACAUGAUCGUUCCUAGCCAGGUUAUGGAUGGUAGCCUUUUGGGACCUGUCAAGACUAAGAAAGGUCAACAACAGUCUGCUGGUCUUGGCCCAGAUGCUGUUCGCUUGUGGGCAGCAAGUGCUGACUUCACAACGGAUGUGCUCAUCGGACAAACCAUUCUUCAGCCUGUUCAAACUUCACUGAUUAAGUACCGAACGAUUAUCAAGAUGCUUCUUGGGUCACUGAAUCAAGAAGCCCGCCAGACUCCUUUGACAAAGUUGGACCAGAUUGCACUUGUACAGCUCUCGGAUACCAUGUCCCAGGUGAUGGAAUCAUACAACGACUUCGAGUUUUACAGAGCGGUUAGUAUGAUUAACCGCUGGGUCGCAGCCGACCUCUCAGCAUUCUACUUGGAGGGUCUGAAGGACCGGCUGUACUGUGGUGAUGGAGGUGGUGUUCUUGAACCCAUCUUCAUCGGACUCCUGCGCAUGUUGGCACCGAUUACCCCUAUGCUUGUCGAAGAAGCAUGGUCGCAUCGGCCAACAUGGAUGGCCGAAGACACGUCUUUGGAAAACCCCGCUCGUCAGCUAUACAACGCUCCCCUUAUUGACCCUCUGCGUUUGACGCUUCCUCAAGAUGUGGUGCGCAGGGAUCAAUCCACCAUCACAGAGGUUCACAGCGCUGUAAAGGCAACACUAGAAGAGGCACGGACAGCCAAGGUGCUUGGCAGCUCUCUCCAGAGUUCAGUCAUCCUUGAGGUCGAAGACGGCAAAGCGGCAGCUGUUCUUGGACGCUAUGAAGAUGAACUGCAUGAUAUCUUUGUGGUGUCGUCGGUACAAUUGAACCAACCUCUUCCUGAGAAGCCUGAAUGGGCCUACCAGAAGGAGUUUGAGAUUCAAGAUGCCAAGAUCAAGGUGCAUGUGCUUCCACCAAAGCAGGAGAAGUGCUCUCGAUGCUGGAAAUAUGUGGCGCCUGUCGAAGACGCGCUGUGUGGCAGAUGUGAGGAGGUUGUCGGUACUUUGCCAGCCGCGGCGUGA